Molecule: messenger RNA, 2487 nt
Organism: Scedosporium apiospermum
Lineage: Eukaryota; Fungi; Ascomycota; Sordariomycetes; Microascales; Microascaceae
Product: SAM and PH domain-containing protein
Exons: 2
Coding region: 1-2487 (828 amino acids)
Molecular function (GO): protein binding
Source: RefSeq, a predicted model, not a curated record
AUGACGGAGCAACGCGCCACCCAGAUGGAGAUGAGGGAGCGCAGCAGUCUCCGAGAUACCUUCUUCGGCUUGAAGCGCGAGCCUCAGAAGAGGCCAACGUCGGUUGCUACGGAAUUCGUCGAUACCGACUGGGAUGAGGAUGACAUCCUCAGUGAUUUCGAGGAGCCCGUGGAUAACUCUCCCCGAGCUAGUUUACGUUCCACUGGGCAGGGGAGCGAGACAACUCUUUCGUCCUACGAUGAGGCGACGACACCCCGAUCGAGCCAUGGCCGCAUACCCGAAGUGUUUGUCGAGAUGGAGGAGAGGCAAGUUGAAGGCCCUCGCGGUCCGCACCUGUUCCGCGACUCUCUAUCGACCACCUACAGCGACGAGCAUGUCUUGACUCUUUCUCCCAUUACUCCUUCGACCGUAAAGGAGUCCAAUAACUACCUUCGGUCCGUCGACGACUCCGACUUUUAUUCUCCCAGUAAGGAGCUAGCGAAUAUUCUGGCCGCCCAUUCCACACCUGCGGGCUUUACGAGCCAGCAUCUUGACACCCAGGACCUCGCCUCAUGGACGCCUCGAAUGGUCGCUCAGUCAAUGCUCAAUGCCGGUGUAGAUUACUCCGUGGCCCAGACAUUCGUGGACAAUGACAUCAGCGGUGCCAUCCUCAUGACUCUCAAGUUUGAGGACCUCAAGGAGCUCCAGAUCCAGUCGUUCGGUGUUCGCAUUAAGAUCUGGAACCAGGUCCAAGUACUCCGGGACUGCAAGGCGACAUCACCGCUUCCUCCCACUCCGAUUGAGGACAUCCCUAGCCGAGAUGUCUGCAAGACACCUGCCGACACGCUUCCCAGGCGUCAAUCUACGAGGAGGCGACGGGUCAAGAAGAACAAGAUGGACGACAUCAUCACUCCUAUGGAGUCCGUAUCCAUUGUCGGCAUUGAGCAGGUAAUUCCCAAGCCCCAUCAUUGCUCCAAGGGCGAAGCGUGCUCCAAGUUCAGAAAGCAGAGGCGCCUGAUCGAGGCCUUUAAGAAGGAGCAUCCAUUGGCCUCCCUCGAGAAUGGUGUUCUCAUUGCUGGUGACCCUGGCAACCCGGAGACGGCUACACGCCUGGACCCUGGAGACUUCCGUCCAGUCUCAGAUGCCGUACCGUCUGUUGUUGCAUCGUCAGACGUCAUGGGCCCUGGCGAAUUGCCCCCGCUGCAAUACCUUCGCCUGGCCACCCUUCGAAGCGCCCAAGACGCCGAACCCCAGAACCAGCCGGACCAUGUCAGGCAAUUCCUCAACUUCCAGCGCUCGCAAUCGGCUGGCGAGGUUCCCCCGACCCCUCCAUUCGAGAUUCUCCCUCAAACCCAGGCGCCGCACCAGGGCCUUCGCCACCUUCCCAAGCUCUCUAUUCCUGGGAAGUCGGCACUUCGCCAUGUACAAACGGCACAGACGGCAGCGACUGCGCAACCAAUUAUCCCCGUCUGUCAAUCGCCUGAUCAGGUGCAGGCGCAGGUGCAGGAGACACGUCCUGCUUCGGGAGGAGGCUUCGUUCCUUAUACUAUGACGAAGGCCUCGCCGCUUGCCCAGGAUCUCGUCUCCCCCGUAUCCAAUCUCCGCCGUGGGACUCCAUUCUCUGAGAUGGAUGUUCCCUACAUGGCUGUGCCAAUUGACCCUCUGUCUCGAGAUGUCUCUCAGUCUGUACCUCCGGACAUGAACUACCGAGCUCCUGCUGCUGCUGCUCCUGCUCCUGCUCGCGCCAUGUCUCGCGCUUCCACUCGCCGACCUUCCUUCCCUGUCAUGCCCGCCGUCGAUGAGAACAGGGCUACCCCUCCUCCUCUUCGACAAGGAUCCAAGACUCCGUCUCCAACGCGCAGGACACAUCAGCAGCCUCUUCGCGCGCCGCCGAGAGUAAACUACCCUUGGUCGCCGAUUGAGCGCACGAAGCCCUUUGAAACCGCUAUCCCUCCCUUCCCCAGCGUGUCUCAGGCCAUACCUGUUAAGGAUGCAGUUCGGUCCACCACCCUGGACGGCACCACUUAUCAGGGCCCGAUGAAGAAGCGAAAGACUCACUUCCUCCGCCAUGAGUGGCAGGAUGGCUACUUUACCCUCAAGGGCACGAGGCUCGCCAUGCACAAGGAUGCGCAGGAUAUUGACCGUACCCUCGAGUACGUUGAUAUUGACGACUAUGCCAUAGCCUGCUCGAGCUAUGCUUCUCAGUCCAAGCUCAGCGCCGCUCUCAAGUCCAUGCACAUCCGACAGGGCAAGAGUGGAAAGCCUGACGUCGCUGCAUUCGCCUUCCAGCUUGUGCCCCCGCCUAAGCAGCCUGGCAGGCUCAAGAAGCGAGACAGUGUCCAGGCUGGCGACCUUGCCGAUGGUGUCAACGGCACUGGUAAGACCCAUCACUUUGCCGUCAAGGACCGCGAGGAGCGCAUCGACUGGAUGCGCGAGCUCAUGCUUGCCAAGGCUCUCAAGCAAAAGGGCGAAGGGUUCCAGAUCAGCGUCAAUGGAAGCAUGAUCUAA